Messenger RNA from Exophiala dermatitidis NIH/UT8656, 4026 nucleotides. RefSeq lists its product as uncharacterized. NCBI's taxonomy places the organism in Eukaryota, Fungi, Ascomycota, Eurotiomycetes, Chaetothyriales, Herpotrichiellaceae. The record is from RefSeq and is a predicted model, not a curated record. The coding region runs from base 390 to 1799 and encodes 469 amino acids. The transcript is spliced from 5 exons.
ACUUGAUCAGGUCAAAGGAACCACAUGCGUUUGACAUUGACGCCCUGAUCACAAGCCAUGUCAGCUAAGGUAAUUCUGGGGGGUCUAACAAGCCGACACCAUCCAUGGCAUGCAAACAUGCGAACUCGCCUAGAGGCUUCACGCCGGCGUCACUUGCAACUUCACUUCGUGUGCUAGCCACCGACUUCCCCAUACUUUUAGAACGGGAAGUACCUCGACCUUGCUCACUGUCUCUUUCUUUUGUCUCUUGUGCUUCACGUCCUCCAUGUUCUCCUUGGCAGAAAUCCGGCUUGAUCUUUGUUUUGUCCUGCCGGUUGGGUUGUGCUGAGUGGCUUUGACCACACUUACAGUCGUUAUUGUUUACCCAUCCCCAGAAUCCUCGGAGACCGAUGAUAUUCACGUCUUCUGACAACAUGACGCCCGGUACUUGGCUCUAUUGGUUCAUUGUCUACUUCCUCUACCGAUAUGCCCGCUUGGUAGUCAACCUCUGGCUGUUCUGGACCUUCAAGCCAAUUCCCAUUCCGGAGAAUCCAACACUCUCACCUUCCGAUGUCACGGUCAUCUUGCCCACCCUUGACGGGGAAGGGGAAGAGCUGGAAAGAACAAUCUCCUCCAUCCUGCAAAAUGAGCCCAAGGAAGUGAUCCUGGUUACCAUCGACGAAAAUCUGUACAAGGCGGAAAGAACUGUGGCCAAGAUGCCCGCGGCCAAAUAUGCCCGGAUUCGCUGCAUGUCGGUGAAGCAGGCAAACAAGAGACGGCAAAUGGCCAGGGCUAUACCCGAAGUCAACACGCAGAUUAUUGUCUUUGCCGACGACGAUGUGACUUGGCCUCGCGAGACUCUGCUCUGGAUGCUCGCACCCUUCGAGGACAGGAGUUACGGGGGAGUGGUAACUUGUCAGAGACUUCGAAGAGCCGAAAAUCCCACUUUCUCUCAGCGCAUCUAUGGGUUUUUGGGUGCCCUGUACCUGGAGCGCCGAAAUUUCGACUGCGCCGCGAUGACCCAUAUGGAUGGUGGUAUGCCCUGCCUGUCUGGCCGCACGUGUGCCUACCGUACGAGUAUCCUGCAAGAUGUCAACUUUACCAACGGCUUCACCAAUGAGAAAUGGUGGUUUGGUCAAUAUCAGCUCAAUGCGGACGAUGACAAUUUCCUUUCCCGCUGGAUGGUCUCUCACGGGCACCAGGUCUACAUGCAGUACCACCCUAAUUGCGAGGUGCUCACCACCCUGGAGAAUAAUCCAAAGUUCUUGAAGCAAUGCCUUCGUUGGGCCCGCAGCAACUGGCGAAGCAACUUGACCAGCAUGUUUUCUGAGCGUCACAUUUGGAGACAUCAACUCUACAGCGCAUAUGCGGUGCAACUUACGACUUUGAUGCCCCCGGCUAUCAUGGGUGACGCCCUUUUAUGGUGGUUUCUGAUCCAAGGCACUAGCGACUGGUCUCCUGAAAACGCCCGCCUCGCCUUCUGCAUCUUCGCAGGGUGGAUGACCUUUUCUAAAUUCAUCAAGCUGGUCACACACUUUGUCCGCUACCCCGUUGAUAUCUUCUUGUGGCCUGUCUCCGUCCUCUUUGGCUGGUUCCAUGGCGUCAUCAAGCUUUACGCCGUCUUGACGCUUAAUGAGACGACAUGGGGCAGUCGCGACAACGCUGACACCAGCGACUCUGAGAGAAUGAUCAAGCAAAAGAAGUUACGACACAGUUUUGAGUCUCUGGACGAAAAGCUUCAUGAAAAACUCCUGUCUAAUGAUUACACGACCUCCUACGCCGCACACGACCUCAAAUGCUCACAGCCUCCACUUGGCUGACAUGAUUCACUCGUCACGACUGCAAUGUUUAAUUUCACGACUCAGCCACGUUCUCUGCACGCCUCUACAUUCUUAUCUAAUUCUUUCGACAAGCAUCAGUUUUCACGAUGGUAAAACUCCUCCAUUUCUCCUUUUCCCCAAAAGCAGCACUGUCAUUCAAACUACUCAAAACUAAAAGGGAAGAUACCAAAAACGGAAAAUGCAGCGGACAACAGACAGAACGGCGGGAGGCUUUUUGUUUCGAUUGGCUCCAGCCCGGCUUGGCUGCGUGGCUUCAAAAGCUCGUCAGAGUUUGUUCUUAGUUUCACUUUAAGCGCGCGAUAGUUCCUGUUUUCUUUUUCGAUUCACAGCAGCGAUACAGACGUGGUGCAAAGGUGCCUGGGCAUGGAGACGUUUCAGUUCGUCCAGUUGGGGUUUGAUCCGCCGCCUGGGUUGAACACACGACUCAUGCCCUCCUGUUUCUUGCAAAAUGCAUAGCAGUUGCGCAGGCGGCUUUUGUGGAUUUUCUUUUUUAGUUACAGGCGCUGCUUCAGCGCCAGCGACCAGACCCGGCACUUGACUGCAGUGGCUUCGAUCUACAUGGACAAUGAGUGAUGGCCUAACAGCACGAGCAACGACCGAAGGCACGGAAUUAAUUUGAUGGAUUGAUGAAAAAAACGUUACGAGCAGAGCUUGAUCUGGGAUCAUGGGUUAUCAAACACGGCUUCUUUCCAGCAGCUGUCCGUCCUAGCUCCAUUAUUUCUUGUUUCUUCUGCAUUCAUUGUCAAAGUUCUGCAUCAAAUCACAUACAGAUACCUUAUCAACAUGCAUGCCGAACUGGAACACUUGGAAGGCGGGACAGUUGGGUCCCGCUUUUGCCUUUGUCUUUGUCCGUGAGGAUCAUUCAACUGACUAAGGCAUGCCAGUUGGCCGAGCACGUCGUAUAUGCGUGAUCCACGUCCCUGGGCAUUAGCUUCCUGCAGCAUGAUCAUAGUCCCGUCUCAUCUGCUAGGAGCAAGCCGGAGAUCCCCUCCGGAUCCACGCAUUCUGAGCAUCGCCGUGCAAGGCUUGUCCGGACGGAGCCUCUGAGAUUCCACCCGUGCACGCAAGUGGAAAAGAGAUGUUUUACCCGCUCUGCACUUGGAAAUGUCAGACCAAUGUCGAGGAUGAGAUGCAUUGGCCGGAAACACGAAUGCGUUGGCAGUGAAGUGGGUCAGAGCUGCCGGUGUGAGUUGCUGAUUUUGUGAUAGUGGCUUACACAAACGCGUGACAACGGCCUGCAAUGACCUCAUGGGCAAUUAUAAAGCUUUCCGUUGGAAGCUCUGUAAUUCUCGUCCUUACCUAGAUACUGCAGAGAUGAUGAUCCGGGGUUGGUUUCAAGAUGAUGAGCUGAGCCAGCAUGGCAGAGGCGAGAAGGAAUCCCCAAACGUAUCAGAAUGUCGAAGGCGUAUGUGGUGACGCGUUGGGUUUAGCAUGUUGGCACAUUGGUUGAGAUGAACAGGGACGGUGCGCGUUGGAGACAUGCAGGUCGCCAAGAAUGGACGACGCAUAGUAUGAUUGGACGCCGAAAGUACUUUGAACGAGAGUGGUCUUAUGCACGUUCAGUCGAGAGGUUCGCCAGUCCAGACCGGCAAUCGAGCUUCCUUUCUCUUCGCGACCGCCCGUCAACGAAAGAGCACGGGAAACCCUUACGGCGUAAAGCUCCAGUCCAGCCCAGGCCGAGAAAAGGAAAAUAUCGACAAAGAGAAUAGCGGCGUCUGGCCUGAACGGCGGCCCCCGAAAUCAUCCUUGUCAGGUGCUUAAUGGUAGAGGAGCUAAGCAAAAGCCAUUCAAGCGCUGUGUAACCUGCAAUGAGAACUGCCCGCGUCGCAAUGCGGCACGGGUCGAGGCUUCUGCCGUUGGAGUGUUACACAAUGUGGCCAUGCCCAUGUGCAUCUGCCAACCCCGGAUCGCCAGGACUCGAAGCUUCGGCACUUCAAGGACAAGCAUAUCCUAUGUUGUGUAAUUGUGUAACGCGACCAUUCUGAAACUGGACCGGUUUGGGAAACAAACAGGGUUUGGGAGUCCUCUGGUGCCACGUAUCCGGCCGGAAUCUUGGAUCAAUAGCAGCCGACCCGCGUUUAAGAUGAUCAGAGUAGCCUACCUUGUCUGCUAAUGUGACAUACAAAAAGGACGUAUGUGAGGCCGGACAGAGCAAUAAAUGGACAGGAUUGCCAUUUUUAGCCUCGAGCUUUGUAGCAGUGCCGUC